Messenger RNA from Musca vetustissima, 2009 nucleotides. Its product is annotated as F-box/LRR-repeat protein 4-like. The coding region runs from base 2 to 1975 and encodes 657 amino acids. Gene Ontology annotation, molecular function: protein binding. Lineage: Eukaryota; Metazoa; Arthropoda; Insecta; Diptera; Muscidae. The record is from RefSeq and is a predicted model, not a curated record. The transcript is spliced from 11 exons.
AAUGUCCUCCUCAACGGAGGACGAUACAAAAAAUGAAACCGAGGUUGCAGUUCAUGUGCCCUUAAAAAUUAGAACUCAUUCGGUGGUGGGUAGUUCAUCAGAUUCCGAUGACUAUACAGCAGAAGUGGCUGGUGCUUUAGUCGAUGUAGAGGGAGUUUGCUACGCUGAUUAUCGGCUAGAACAAUACGCUCAUAGUGUAUUGGAUUUUAGUUCACAAUAUGGUAUAGAUUUGAGUAUAUCGUAUACGGCACCAAACAUAACCGGCAGGCCAUCCAAAUAUCCCGAAUAUGGCGAUUUUCCACAAACAUUUGCCAUGCGCACCUAUGGCGACUGGUGGGACAAGGCCCCCUCGCGCCUUAAAGAAAUACAUCCUCAAAGUUUACCCGCCGUACCCUCAGAAGAUUUCAUUGUGCUUUACUUCGAAGACUAUGUUAUACCCGAUGAGAUAGCAAUAUUUGAAACCUUUAAUCCUGGUGCAGUUAUACGCAUAUGGUCGUAUACAAUAACAAAGACUUGGAUAUGUUUAUGGGAAGAUAUGGAAUUUUAUAGUAGACCUCCGUAUACGGCAAAUAGAGCUAGACGUUUCUCACCACCAUUGAAAAGAAUACAACUACCAACAAAAACUAUAAGACUGGAAUUCAAUCAUAAACGUCUUCAUUAUUACACCGAAAUUGAUGCAGUCCUUAUGAGUGGUCGUAAAUUUAAUAUGGGUAAUCUACAGACCCUAUUGGAUUUUCAUGAAAGGCAACGAAAAGGUUCCAUUCUCAGUAAAUUACAAAAUAUGAAAUUUCGUCCAAUAUGCAAGGAUAAUUAUCAGACACGUUUACAGCACUUUCUCGAUCAUGAUUUGGAUAAAUUUAUGUCAGCUGUAAAUGAGGUACAAAUCAAAACCACCGCCAAGGAUCAGGAAGUGACACGAGUUUCCAAAGUGGAUUUAAAAGAUAUGCCGUUCGAUAUUGUCUUGAAAAUCUUUAGCUAUUUGGAUUUAAUUUCAUUAUUUCGUGUUGGCCAAGUGUCACGUUUCUUCUAUGAUGUCUCUACCCAUCCACUGCUGUAUAGUGAGAUUAAUUUAAAGCCCUAUUGGCAUUUAGCAUCGUCUGAAUUAAUUUCCACAUUGGCCAAAAGAGCAACGGUUCUAAAGAAAUUAGAUAUGUCCUGGUGUGGUUGUACCAUACAAACUGUGUCGCCAACGGAAUUUAAAAAAUUCAUCCAACAACGAGGUGAUACACUGACCCAUCUACGUUUAAAUUCUUCGAAAUUUUUAAAUUCCAGUUGCAUUGAGACAAUUGGAAUUGUCUGUGAUAAUUUAAAAGAACUCUCUCUGAGAAAUUGUAGCCUGAGUCCACCAUUACUGAAUUUCAGUUGUUUGGCAAAUCUAAAAAAUCUCGAUCGUUUGGAUCUAUUUCAAACGGUAAUAGAACAAGAUUUACUAUUGACCAUGCUGGAGAGUAAUCCAAAAUUGAAACAUUUAAAUUUGGCAUUUUGCAAUGUUGCCGUUAACAUGGACGAUGUUGCCGUACACGUUUCCGAAUACAAUAAACAAUUGAUAUCGCUGGAUAUGUGGAAGGCUCAUUAUUUGUCGGCACAUGGUCUCUUGGCUUUGUCCAAAUGUCAUGAUCUCGAAGAAGUUGAUUUUGGUUGGUGCUUACGUGAGGCUACUUUAGGUGACAGCCUAAAAGAAUUUCUUAUCAACUGUCCCAAAAUUAAGAAAUUAUUUUUGGCAGCGGUGCGCGGUCUAACCGAUCGUGAUCUAGAAGAUAUUGCCAAUUUAUGUCCGAAUUUGGAACAGCUGGAUUUAAUGGGCGUUUUGGGUAUAUCCAAAGAAAGAUAUUAUGAUAUUUUACAAAAAUGUAAAAAACUACAAUUAAUGGAUUUAAGUUUUUGCGAUAACAUAAUGGACUAUGAGGUCGCUAUGUGGUCUCAAAAUUUCAAUGUAAAUAUCAAAUGUUGUCAUGUACCUAACGAUAUAAGAUAAGACCUCAAUUUAUAAUAGUUUGUAAAUGAAAAAA